Molecule: messenger RNA, 1676 nt
Organism: Ananas comosus (pineapple)
Lineage: Eukaryota; Viridiplantae; Streptophyta; Magnoliopsida; Poales; Bromeliaceae
Product: rubredoxin
Exons: 1
Coding region: 670-1311 (213 amino acids)
Biological process (GO): alkane catabolic process
Cellular component (GO): chloroplast
Molecular function (GO): electron transfer activity; iron ion binding
Source: RefSeq, a predicted model, not a curated record
GUUUUGGCGAUUUAUUUGUUUGUUUUACAUUGUGACUUACUUUCUGACCUUAUUUGUGAAUCAUGCAUAGUAUGUUCCAGGCCGCAAUCCUUUCAUUGCUCCUGCAAUGCAUACAGGAUAUUGUCUUUUUAUGCGGCUGAUGUGAAGGAAGUUUCAAGAUAAUAAUAAUGUAGCGCCAUAUGUGGUUGGAAGAGUAUUGAUUGAUUCAUAUAUGUUGUCUGCGGUGCUUGCACAAAUCCUUUUCCAAGGGACUCGAAGCAUAAUAUUCUCUUCUACAAGAUUCAUGAAUAUUUGAAUAUUUCUAUAAAUAGUUGUAGAAAGAAAUGAUGAUUAUAUAGAAUUGUAUAUCUUUAUUUUAUAUUGGUGGCUAUUGUUAUAUAAGUACUCUUAAUUUUCUUUUGAGAAAAAACAUGUUUUUUUAAAUUUAAUCUAACUUAUAAAUUUGUUUUUUGUUUUUUCUAAUUUUUUCGGGCGAAGGAGAAUGGGAAUCCUUUAGAAGGAUCCUUUAGAAGCAUAUGCUUGUGGUGGAUAAGGUUCCUCCUCUUCGCUCCAAACAAGUGGAAAGCUGUAGGCGUUGAUCCCGCCCCCAAACCACCAAUUUAUUCAUUCCACAGGGAGAGAGGAAGCGAGGAAGAAAAACAAGAGCGUAGAGAGAGCACAACACCUCCCAUGGCUUCAGCCACAACUCGCCCCACCUUCUCCUUCCAUCACCGCCACCAUUUCCCCCAACUCAAGCCCCCUUCUCUCAAACCCCACCAUUUCCACCUCCCUCUCCUCCCCCUCCCCCUCUCCUCCCCUCGCCUCGUCUCCACCACCACCACCACCACCAUCACCAUCUCCUCCGUCGACGUCUCCAAAGAGGAGACCCCUCUUUCCCCCUCCGAAAACACCGACACCACCACCACCACCACCACCACCACCACCCCUCCCGGCGAUGCCGAAAACGCCGGUGUGAAAUCGGAGCCCAAAUUGGACCCCCGCCGGGUAGAGGAGAAGUUCGCCGUGCUCAACACCGGCAUCUACGAGUGCCGGUCGUGUGGGUACCGCUACGACGAGGCGGCCGGCGACCCCUCGUACCCGGUCCCCCCCGGCUUCGAGUUCGCCAAGCUCCCCGACGACUGGCGCUGCCCGACCUGCGGCGCCGCCCGCUCCUUCUUCGAGAGCAAGAGCGUCGAGGUCGCCGGCUUCGCGCAGAACCAGCAGUUCGGCCUCGGCGCCAACUCCCUCACCUCCGGCCAGAAGGCCCUCCUCAUCUACGGCGGCCUCCUCCUCGGCUUCGUCUUCUUCCUCUCAGGUUACUUCUUGCAAUGACCAAUCCAACCUAUUUACAACCCCGGCCUAAAUGAACUGCUGUAACGCAUAAUCUUCUUACCUGUGUUUCCCGACUGUUAAUAAAAUACCUGUUUCAUGAUACCCGCCUGUGUAGUAGAACACUUGCGAUUUAAAACUUGCUUUUUUACUUGUUAAGAGGAAUUGCUCCAGGAGACUACUGCAGAGCAUUGUAUUGGCAGAUACAAGUAUAUAACUUGUCAGAAACUGGAGUAGAUGAUUAUCUAUUGGUUAAACAAUUGCCAUUUAGAUGGUAGUGAAGUUGCUCAAUUAGAAAUGGUGCCCUUAGCCCUGUUAUGAACAACUUGAAUUUGGAGUAAAGAAAACAAUAACACAUUUCAAGUUCA